Penicillium robsamsonii is the source of this 1803-nucleotide messenger RNA. RefSeq lists its product as uncharacterized. Bases 1 to 1803 code for a protein of 600 amino acids. The transcript is spliced from 6 exons. The record is from RefSeq and is a predicted model, not a curated record. Lineage: Eukaryota; Fungi; Ascomycota; Eurotiomycetes; Eurotiales; Aspergillaceae.
AUGACCAUCGAGAUAAUCCCACAAGAACCACCCCAAGAACACAGUCCACCCCCAUGGAAGAAUCGUGUCCUCGAAAAGCGCGCCACGCAGCUGACCCUGAUCCCCUCAGAUUGGCACCUUCCGCCACGCUUCCUAGUAAAUCCACCAGCAUCAAGCAUAGAGACCAUCCGCACAAGCGGGAUUCUCUCCGCCGACGAGCUAGCAUGGACCGAGACAACAGAUAUCCGCGACCUCGUUGAGCUGGUCAAGUCGCGGCGCUUGACGAGCGAGUCUCUGACAACGGCGUUUUGUAAACGUGCUGCUAUCGCACAGCAGGUUACGAAGUGUUUGACAGAGAUUUUCUUUGAUAAGGCUCUUGAUCGUGCCAAGGAGCUUGAUGAUCAUCUACAGCGUACUGGUGAGGUUGUUGGGCCAUUGCAUGGAGUUCCGGUGUCUGUGAAGGAUCGAUUUGAUGUUGAGGGGUUUGAUACGACUAUUGGUUGGGUAGGCCUGACCAAUAAACCAGCCGAAUCCAGUAGUUUGAUCGUGAGGUUACUUGAGUCAAUGGGUGCAGUACUAUAUGUCAAGACAAAUGUACCACAAUCUCUAAUGAUGUCUGACUCGUACAACCAUGUAUUCGGCCAAUCCGUGAACGCCUUCAAUCACGCCCUAAUCUCCGGCGGUAGCUCCGGCGGCGAGGGCGCCCUUGUUGGCUCCGGAGGCAGCGUCUUAGGAAUCGGUACUGACAUCGGCGGCUCGAUCAGAAUACCUUCUAAUCUACAAGGUCUGUACUCUAUAUGUCCGACGACGGGACGAGUACCAUGGGACUGCUCCUUCUUACACCAGCACUACCUUGUCACUCCCGUUGCCGGUCCAAUGGCCACAUCUCUCGCUACGACAGAGUACUUCAUGGAGAGUCUUCUUGCGUCCGGCCCGUGGAAUCUAGAUCCAAACUCAGUCCCUAUCCCAUGGCGAAAAGAGCUCGCGAACCCGCCAGCGAAUCGCAAGUUGAGACUGGGUGUUGUAUUUGAUGACGGCCUCGUUAAGCCGCAGCCGCCUGUUGCAAGAGCAAUGUGCGAGACGGUGAAUGCAUUGAGAGCCGCUGGUCAUGAAGUAAUCGAAUGGGACACCUCCCUCCAUAUUGCCACCACCAAUCUCUGGACAAAAGGCAUUUUUGCCGACGGUGGCCAGCACUGCCGUUCGCUCUGUCAGAUAGUCGACGAACCCUUAAUUGAAGGCAUGGUUGUCGGCAAAGAGACCGAUCUUCUUUCACAUGAGGAGCGAGAGCAGGUAAGACCUAAGACACCACUCAGAACAGUAACAUUUGAGAAGCCGAUUUCCCCUCCACCAAUACCCCAAUCCAAAUCCAACCCAUCUAUGAUUCUAACGCCACUAAACCAGUUCGAAGCAACAAAACUCACACUCCAAACUGCCUUCCUGAAGCAAUGGGUUUCAUCGGAAAUAGAUGCCCUCCUCAUGCCCGUCAUCCCGUGGGUAGGUUACAAGCCAAAGACGUGGGUGAAGAGCAAGCAGUGGCUCGGCUAUACGGCUAUGUGGAAUCUGCUGGACUACGCGGCUGUCACUGUUCCAGUUGCGAGAGCGGAUCGGGGUCUUGAUUCUGUUGGUAGUGGAGGCAACGAUGAGUGGGAGGGACAUUCUAUCAGGAAUGAGUCGGAUGCUUUCAAUUAUCUGCAGUAUGAUAUCGACCUUGUUCAUGGGAUGCCUAUCUGUGUGCAGAUUGUUGGGGGUCGAUUUGGAGAGGAAAAGGCUGUGGCAGUUGGGAAGGUCGUUGAUGAGUUAAUGAAUCCGACCCCCUUUCAUUAA